AAACGCAUGCGUGACGCGACCCCGGCUAUCUGAACUAGAAGAUGGCGGCUUCCGCGGUUUGCCGGGUGGCCGGCGCUGGGACGCGAGUAUUGCUGCGCACCCGCCACUCGCAGCCGGCCCUGCUGAAGUCGCCUGCCUUGCGGAGCACGGCCACCUUCGCCCAGGUCCUCCAGAGCAUGCCAGAAACGCAAAUCAGCCAGCUGGACAACGGGCUACGAGUGGCCUCGGAGCAGUCCUCACAGCCUACCUGCACGGUCGGGGUGUGGAUUGAUGUCGGCAGCCGGUACGAGAACGAGAAGAACAAUGGGGCAGGCUACUUUGUGGAGCAUCUGGCUUUCAAGGGAACAAAGAAUCGGCCUGGCAAUGCCUUGGAGAAGGAGGUGGAGAGCAUGGGGGCCCACCUUAGUGCCUACAGCACCCGGGAGCACACGGCUUACUACAUCAAGGCACUGUCCCAGGACCUGCCGAAAGCUGUGGAGCUCCUGGCGGACAUUGUGCAGAACUGCAGCCUGGAAGACUCACAGAUUGAGAAGGAGCGCGACGUGAUCCUGCGGGAGCUGCAGGAGAACGAUGCGUCUCUGCGGGACGUCGUCUUCAACUAUCUGCACGCCACCGCCUUCCAGGGCACGCCUCUAGCCCAGUCCGUGGAGGGGCCCAGUGAGAAUGUCAGGAAGCUGUCCCGAGCCGACCUGACCGAGUACCUCAGCCAGCAUUACAAGGCCCCUCGCAUGGUGCUCGCGGCAGCUGGAGGGGUGGAGCACCGGCAGCUGGUGGACCUUGCCCAGAAGCACUUCAGCGGCGUCUCUGGGACGUACUCAGAGGACGCCGUACCCACUCUCUCUCCGUGCCGCUUCACUGGCAGCCAGAUAUGCCACCGUGAUGACGCCCUGCCCUUGGCCCAUGUGGCCAUUGCAGUGGAGGGGCCUGGCUGGGCCAACCCGGACAAUGUGGCUCUCCAAGUGGCCAAUGCCAUGAUCGGCCACUAUGACUGCACUUACGGCGGCGGCACACACCUGUCCAGCCCGCUGGCGUCAGUCUCUGUGGCCAACAAGCUGUGCCAGAGCUUCCAGACCUUCAACAUCUGCUACGCAGAGACGGGCUUGCUGGGCGCACACUUCGUCUGUGACCGCAUGAACAUCGAUGACAUGAUGUUCUUCCUGCAAGGCCAGUGGAUGCGCCUCUGCACCAGUGCCACGGAGAGUGACGUGCGUCGGGGCAAGAAUCAACUCCGAAAUGCCCUGGUGUCUCAUCUGGAUGGCACCACUCCUGUGUGUGAGGACAUCGGACGGAGUCUCCUAACCUACGGCCGCCGCAUCCCCCUGGCCGAGUGGGAAAGCCUGAUUUCGGAGGUGGAUGCCAACGUAGUCCGUGAGGUCUGCUCCAAGUACUUUUAUGACCAGUGUCCAGCAGUGGCUGCAAUGGGCCCCAUUGAGCAGCUUCCCGACUACAACCGGAUCCGUAGCGGCAUGUUCUGGCUGCGCUUCUAGGCAGGAAGCCUGUGUAGGCAAGAGGGCAGGGCUGGGGUUCAUGGUCCCCCCACCACAAACAUGCCACUUCAGCUCUUCAGUCCUGUGCUGCACACUGCCACCAAUAAAGUCCUGUGUUGAGAA
Molecule: messenger RNA, 1610 nt
Organism: Artibeus jamaicensis (Jamaican fruit-eating bat)
Lineage: Eukaryota; Metazoa; Chordata; Mammalia; Chiroptera; Phyllostomidae
Product: cytochrome b-c1 complex subunit 1, mitochondrial
Exons: 13
Coding region: 42-1487 (481 amino acids)
Cellular component (GO): mitochondrion
Molecular function (GO): metal ion binding
Source: RefSeq, a predicted model, not a curated record